AACAAAAAAGGACUUGAAAAUCGUCGCAUUGUUAGCUGUGACGGGUGUAAGGAAGGACCCCCGUCUACGUACCUGCUCUGGGACCGGAUGUUUACAUCGCAAUACACACUUGGUUACCGGAUCGAUAUUUAGCUGUGUUUAUAUCACCUGUCACAGAUUCCUACGCCAUGCAUCGCCCCGAGUACGGAACAAGCGCCGGGACCAGGCUGUUUGACCGGGGCCCCUAUAACUCCACCCCCGUGGACAACUACCCGAGCGGGGACGGGAAAUCCAUGAUUUGGCGGGGCCCCUCCCACUACGUGCCGUCAGAGAGGCGGUGGACGGACUACCACCAGUACCGGUCACUGCCCCGUGACACAAGGAGGGACGCCAAGGAGAUGCAGAGUGAGGACCAGUGGGUGGACUUCAUGAGACAGAGGGACACGCCCUCAGGCUACUAUCACAAAGACAUAGGGUUGCUACAGACAGGUGUACCGGAGUGCCGAUUGUUCGGAUACACACGUGACCUCCCGAGCAUGCCCCCUAGGGCCUUACAGGACCUAUCCUGGCCGAAAUCCGACGCCUUCGUCCCAUUAGAGCGAUCAGACCGCGGGAAAUACUACGGCUAUUAUCAUGAGGCCAUUGCGCGAGAGAGACAGCAGAGGAAGAAAGAGCUUCCCGAAAGUAUGAGGGUAGAAGCCCGAGACAUUCCGAUGUUAUGAAGGACUUAAAAUGGAUGCAAGGAUAGAGCGCCCCGUGCCUCGAAUACAUGGAGCAAUUAAAUACCCAUAAAUAUAUUUGAAAGCAUAAUUAAACAGGACCUAGAAUGUUGGAAAGGGACAAAUGUUAUCAUAAAAUAUCUAUGUUUGUUGUGUUUGUUGAAUUUUUCUAUAUUAUUAUUAUGUACAUCUGUUGAAUAUUAUCAAUGUGUGAUUUAUUGUGCACUAUUAUAAUAAAUAAACUUAAAUGACUACA
Molecule: messenger RNA, 954 nt
Organism: Magallana angulata
Lineage: Eukaryota; Metazoa; Mollusca; Bivalvia; Ostreida; Ostreidae
Exons: 3
Coding region: 168-701 (177 amino acids)
Source: RefSeq, a predicted model, not a curated record